This is a messenger RNA of Camellia sinensis, 535 nucleotides long. The record is from RefSeq and is a predicted model, not a curated record. Lineage: Eukaryota; Viridiplantae; Streptophyta; Magnoliopsida; Ericales; Theaceae.
UCUGAUGAUGAUGAUGAUGUUGAUGAUGAUAGCAGCUUCAAGUAUCAAUUUUGCAGAAGCAUUCAAGGAGGAAGGUGGCAUGGGAGGAGUCAUCCAUGUUGGAGGGAAAGUGCUUUGCCAGGACUGCUCCCAAGGCUGGAAUGAAUGGGUCCAUGGUGCCAAGCCUAUCAUGGGUUGCAAAGUAUCCAUCACAUGCAUGGAUGAGAGAAAAAGGGUGACAUACUAUGGAAGUGAUGAGACCGAUGAAGCCGGUGACUAUGAGAUGACCCUAAACAAGUACAUCAAUGGUGGCAAAGAAUUGGACCCAAACAAAUGCUCAGUGAGGCUGGCCUCAUCACCAGACCCUGUCUGCAACAUUGCCACGGACUUUGCCGGUGGGAGGUCAGGGGUGAAGCUGAGGAGGGCCACUGUGGUGUACAGGGUCAAACAUGUGCUCAGCCCAUUCUAUUACACUACUCCCAUGUGUGAUGAACCUGAUACUACUACUACUACUCACUCCUCUUCCUCCUCAUAUGCCAAACAAACCAAAUAUUAA